CCCCAGCGCGCGGGUGCGCCUUGGCGGGAAGUUCGCGUGCUUCCGGCUUAGGGCCCAAGGACUCCACGGCGGUGUUUUGGUCUGUUGGACUCAAAUCUAGGGGCUCGGCGUGCGCGCAGCUUCGUUGGUGUUUUCAUAAAAAUCAUAGCGAACCACAAACAUUUCAGGACAUGAAGUAAAUAAUGAACGACUGUUCUGUUGGAUCGACGUUCCUGACCGACAGUUUGGAGCUGGAGCUGAAGACAGAAUGGUGUAAUCCCCCUUGCUUUUCUUGUGCUUUUGAUAACAGAGGAGGCAAAAACUUUUCUGGAGAAUCCUACCUUGCUAGUGGAGCUCUUAAGCGGCUAAUUUUAAAUCUUGAUCCUUUACCAACUAAUUUUGAAGAAGAUACAGUAGAAAUAUUUGGCAUUAAUUGGGUUACAGAAACAGCCUUAGUGAAUUCGUCUAGAGAGCUUUUCCAUUUAUUCAGGCAACAACUAUACAAUUUGGAGUCCUUAUUACAGGUCAGCUGUGAUUUUGGGAAAAUAUCAACCCUACACUACAAAGCAAACAAUAUUAGACAGCAGUGUAUAAUAUUUCUCCAUUAUAUUAAAGUUUUCAUCUUCAGAUACCUGAAAGUACAGGAUGCUGAGAGUCACAUUCCUGUCCAUCCCUAUAAGACUUUGGAGGCUCAACUUCCCUCAGUGUUGGUUGAUGAACUUCAUGGAUUACUUUUGUAUAUUGGACAUCUAUAUGAACUUUCCAGUACCAGUCCAGGAGCAUUUGUAAAUCAAAACCAAAAUAAGCUUUUCCCACCAUCCUGGCAUUUACUACAUCUGCAUUUAGAUAUCCAUUGGCUGAUACUAGAAAUUCUUCAUGUGCUGGGAGAAAAAUUGAAACAAGCUGUAUAUGGUCAUCAGUUUAUCAGUCUGGCAGGUGACAGUUUAUCCAAUGUCAGCCUAUUUGAAGAACACUGUGAAAAUCUUUUAUGUGAUUUAAUAAGCCUGUCGCUUAAGAGGUAUGACAAGGUUAGUCCUUCUGAAGCAUUACUGAGUGAUCAUUGUCCGUGUUCAUGCAUAAAAGAAUUAUGGAUUCUACUCAUACAUAUUGUUGACCACAGACACAAAUGGUCUCACUCAGAAUCAUUUUGGAACUGGUUGAAUAAAAUACUUAAAACACUCUUUGAAACGUCAAAUGAACAAAGAUCUUCAAUGCCAGAGAUCCAUUCCAGAGAUCCAUUGGGUUUUAGCUGGUGGAUUAUUGCUCGUGUAGCAUCAUAUUACCAGUUUGAUCGGCAUGGAGUACCAGAUGAAAUGAGACGGAUAGAAUCAAAUUGGAACUUUGUGGAAGAACUGCUGAAACAGUCCAUCAGUGUUCAGGAAGGUGUACUAGAAGAACAAUUACGAAUAUAUCUUCACUGUUGUUUGACAGUUUGUGAGUUUUGGGAACCAAACAUUACAAUUGUCAACAUUCUGUGGGACUAUUACAGUAAAAACCUGAAUAGUUCCUUCACUGUUUCUUGGCUUCCUUUGAAAGAUCUUAUUAAUAUCAAGUCUCCUUUGUCUAUGCUUGAAAUGGUGAAGACUUGCUGUUGUGAUAAACAAGAUCAUGACCUAUCUAAAUCCUAUAGUAGUUACACUAUUUUUCUUUGCAUUCUGGCAAUGACUGUUAAGAAAGCCAUGAAGAACAAUGGUUCUCAUCCUUGGAAACAAGUCAAAGGAAGGAUAUAUUCUAAAUUCCAUCAAAAAAGAAUGGAAGAACUAACUGCAAUCGGACUGCAGAACUUUUUCAGUCUUUUUCUCCUGUUAGCAGCUGUUGCAGAAGUGGAAGAUGUGGCAAGUCAUGUUUUAAACCUUCUGAAUUUCCUCAAGCCUGCUUUUAUAUCGUCUCAGAGACCCCUCAUUUGGAAAGGUCAGAUGGCAUUCCUCUUGAUGUAUGCCCAGAAAAAUCUAGACAUUGGGGUUUUGGCUGAGAAAUUUUCAUUUGAGUUCCAAGAGAAAGCAAAGGAAUUCUUGGUAUCUAAGAAAGAAGAAAUGAUACAAAGACAUUCUCUUUGGACACUUCUCUCCAUCUACAUUGAUGGUGUUCAAGAAGUGUUUGAGACCAGCUACUGCUUAUAUCCUUCCCAUGAGAAACUGCUUAAUGAUGGAUUUAGUAUGCUUCUUCGAGCCUGUCGAGAAUCUGAACUUAGGGCAGUGUUGAACUUUCUACAAGCUGUCCUGGCCAGAAUCAGGAGCUUUCAUCAACAAUCGAGUCAAGAGCUUCAAAAGAAGGUAGACCUAGCUGUGCAGUCCUCAUUAUUGGCUAAAGAGCGCCACCUUGCUGCAGUUGUCAGUGCACUUUGGAGACACUUCUUUUCGUUUUUGAAAAGUCAGAGAAUAGCAGAGAUUGUGCCUGUCUCACAACUUGCAGAUGCUGCUGCAGAUUUUACUUUGCUAGCAGUGGACAUGCCAAGCACGGCCCCUUCAGAUCUUCAGCCUCAACCAGUUAUAUCAAUAAUUCAGCUUUUUGGUUGGGAUGAUAUCAUCUGGCCCCAAGUUGCAGCAAGAUAUUUAAAUCAUGUACUACAAAAUAGCACAUUAUGUGAAACACUUUGUCAUUCAAGCAAUGUAUCUUUUCAAUCCUCAACUAUAAGAUCAUGGAUCCGGUGUGUUUUGCAAAUGUAUAUAAAAAACCUCUCUGGUCCAGAUGAAUUGCUCAUUGAUAUAAAUCCUGAACAGGCAGUUGAAAAAGACUACAUGGAACAGUUGACUGAACUGACAAGGUUAAUAUUUAAACUCUCAGAAGUAAAGAAUAUUUUCUCAAAGGCUCAAGUUGAAUGUUUACCUACCCCAGAAGAUCCUAAAAAAGCACUGAUUCAUUUCCUUGAGGCUGUUGGUAUAACUUACAGGAAUCUUCAGACGCUUUCUGAUAAAUCUGCCAUGGUCACAAAGUCCCUAGAGUACCUUGGUGAAGUAUUAAAAUACAUAAAACCUUACUUGGGGAAAAGAAUUUUCAGUGCAGGGCUCCAGCUGACUUAUGGGAUGAUGGGAAUUCUUGUUAAAUCAUGGGCACAAAUCUUUGCCACCUCUAAAGCCCAAAAAUUGCUGUUUCGAAUCAUAGAUUGUUUAUUGCUGCCACAUACAGUGUUACAGCAAGAGAAGGAAUUGCCUGCAGCUAUGCUCACUGCGAUCCAGAAGAGCCUUCCUCUAUAUCUCCAGGGCAUGUGUAUUGUAUGCUCUCAAAAUGCAAAUGCCUACUUGAAUCAGUUACUAGGCAAUGUUGUCCAGCAGUACAUCGGGCGGUUUCUUCCAGCUGCACCAUACGUUGCUGGUCUUGGACAGCAUCCUGUUUUGUUGGCACUGAGAAACUCAGCCACUGUUCCAUGGAUAUCACCUCUGAAGAAAUGCAUCGUACAGGUUAUAAGGAAAUCCUACUUUGAGUAUAAAGGGUCUGCACCCAUUCCUCGCUUGGCAUCCAUUUUGGCCUUCAUUGUCCAGCUCUUCAAGGAAACUAAUAUAGAUUUUUGUGAGAUUGAACUACUCCUGCCUGGCAUCUUAAAAUGUUUAGUGUUGAUCAGUGAACCCCAAGUUAAAAGGCUGGCCACAGAGAACCUGCAGUAUAUGGUGAAAUCCUGCCAAGUGGGGUCAGAAGGAGAACCUGCCACCCAGCUGACUUCCGUGUUUAGGCAGUUUAUCCAAGAUUAUGGAAUACAAUAUAGUUAUCAAGUUUACAGCGUUUUAGAGGUAGUGGCAACUCUGAACCAGCACAUUGUCAUCCACUUGAUUUCUACCCUCACUCAGUCUCUGAAGGAUUCGGAACUGAAGUGGGGUCUUGGCAAGAAUACUGAACAAAGGGAAACCUAUAGAAAACUUUUAUCUCACCUAGGACAGGCCGGACAACAUGAAAUACAGAGACUGGAAAAUGACAUUACAUAAUAUAUUUUAUGAUUUAUUCUAUUAUUAUUGCUGACUAAAACCACUUUGUACUGCUCCAAUUUCUACUUUAAUUAAUUGUAUUUAUUUGUAUUAAAAAUAAUUUCUAGGAUUUUUUCCCUAUAUGGCUGUAAGUAUAAAUAUACAAAUAAGAAAAUGAAGGUUUUAAUUAGUAAUUAUGUAAUAGGGUCCCUGGGACUUUAUAGAAUUGCAGUAUAUUUUGAAAAGACUUUAGUUAAAGCUUUUCUCAGUAAAAGUGAUCUCUGCAUAUGAGUAUGUACUGGUCCAUCCAUGGACUUGUCACUGUAAUCUAACUUUGUCUGCAGAUUGGUUUGCUGGGUUGUUUGUUUUAAAGUUUCUGUUGUCCUAUGGUACUUUUUCAGAAUACCUGGCACUUGUCUGGGGUUUUGUUGCUGCCUUUUGCGGAGAGCCAGAGGGAUGUCAGAAGAUGAAACCAUAGUUAUUUUCUUUUGUUACUGUGUGAGAGAAAUUAAUGAACCAAACCCUUCCAAAGCUUACUUAUAUUCUCAGCAAUCAGAACCCCACUAAAGGAUUAUACAGAUGAUAUCUUUAAAAAGUUUUAAACAUGCCAGUAGUAUUUAUGUUUAGUUUCUAAGAAUUGCAAGAUGUUUUUCUUAUCUUUUCUAUAGGAGUUGUCAUCAAGAAGCAUAUCAGGAGGAAGAACUACAGAGCCUUUAAGAGAAUAAAUAAUAUUCUGAAAAGUUAUGAUUGCUAGUAAGAGAAGCCUGAGAGGUCAGCAGAUUCAUUUCCUUGCUCUUAGAACUUGGCAUCUUGUAUGUUUACGGAGAACCUAUAACUACUUUGCCGCUGUUCUCACAUUUUUCCAGUUAGGCCUGACUGCUUUUGGUGAUAACCAUUAUAUGGUAGAAAGACCUUGCGUUCUAGUGCUUGGAACCCACAUAUGUUGUAAGCAUAGCCCUGUUUUAUGAUCUUGAGCAAGUUACUUGCCUUUUGUGAGCCUAUUUCCUUAAUGGAGAAAAAAAAAUCAUUUUUUAAAAAUUUCACAAUGAAUCAGUUUUGAGUAAUAUAGGUGAAAGUAUUGGUUUAUAUUGUUUAUUCAUGAGAUAAAAGUAAAGAAUACCUCUCAAAUAUUUUUUCUUUAAUGAUGCAUCCUAGGUGAAUGACCCCUUUUUUUAGUUUUUCAUACAUAUCAUGUUUUAACUUAAAAUAUUUUUUUCCCUUCUUGGGAUUAUAAUCUUCUGUCAUUCUUUCAAGGAAACAUUUUAGGAUUGGACAGGUAGCUCAGUGGUGAAGCUUUGCCUGGUGUGCCCAAGGCCCACAAUCUCCAGCAUCACCAAAAAAAAAAAAAAAAUCAGCCUGUUUCUGGCUCAAAAAUUGUCUUUAAAAGUGAAAUAGAGGCUGAGAAUAGAGCGCAGUGCUAGAGUACUUGCCUAAUAUGUACAUGCCCUGGACUUGAUCCUGAGAAUGGCAAAUGGUAAUGACAAAAAAAUCACAUCAAAUAAAUAAAUAAAAUUCAAUGGGUGUUCUCUAGUUACUGUAACUAGAGAAUCUCAAGGUAUACCUGUUAUUUUCAUGACUAAAAAUGGCCUGUGUAGCCCUAAAAUCAACUGCCAUUUCCACAAAUAAAAGAUUUCUAAGGCUGCUUAAA
Cavia porcellus (domestic guinea pig) is the source of this 5523-nucleotide messenger RNA. RefSeq names its product MMS22 like, DNA repair protein (gene Mms22l). Bases 183 to 3896 code for a protein of 1237 amino acids. The record is from RefSeq and is a predicted model, not a curated record. NCBI's taxonomy places the organism in Eukaryota, Metazoa, Chordata, Mammalia, Rodentia, Caviidae. The transcript is spliced from 25 exons. Gene Ontology annotation, biological process: replication fork processing; double-strand break repair via homologous recombination. Gene Ontology annotation, cellular component: nuclear replication fork.